This is a messenger RNA of Dujonia railenensis, 1581 nucleotides long. Lineage: Eukaryota; Fungi; Ascomycota; Pichiomycetes; Serinales; Debaryomycetaceae. The record is from the annotation of a GenBank genome assembly.
AUGCCCCAUAUCUUUUUAUAUCUAGUGCCUUGCAUUUUAUGCAGAGGGAACGGAAUUAACCAAAUUUUUGCCGUGCUCAAGAGCCAUUCGAAAAAAGUCAACCAGAGAAAGGAAGAGGUGAAAGUAAUUUCACCACUUGUAGUUCCACGUUCUAGCUGCCUUAACACAUCACUAACAAUGACGGUCAGUGGGAAAUACCCAGCCAAAGCUCAUGCUUUGAACGUUUACAAUCAUUUUAAAACGCACUCCAAAAUCACAUCGCCUGUUGGAUUUUUCUUAUCAGGUGAGAGCUAUGAGUUCUGGGAGUACAGUGAUCAAACUAAACCAAUUAGACAGAAUAGAUACUUCUUCUACCUUUCAGGAGUAUCUAUUCCAGGGUCACAUGUCUUCUAUGAUUCUGAAAGCGACUCGUUAACAUUAUUCUUGCCUGAAGUAGAUGAGGAAGAUGUCAUGUGGUCUGGUUUACCCUUAUCCGUUGAAGAAGCCAAGUCAAAGUACAAUGUCGACCAUGUCAAGUAUAGUGACAAAAUUGAAAAGGAAUUGAGCAGCUUUAAAGGUAAGAAGAUCUACACCACCAGCUUGAACAAAAAUAACGAGAAAUAUAGCUCCCUUUUGACUGCUGAUGAUAAGUCGUUCUUCUAUGCGCUUGACGAGUCAAGAUUGAUUAAGGAUUCCUAUGAAAUUGAAUUGAUGCGUAAGGCAGCCAAAUUGACCGAUAAUUGUCACUUGGCAGUUAUGCUGGCAUUGCCUAUUGAACACAAUGAGUCUCAUAUUCACGCUGAGUUCAUGUAUCAUGCCUUGAGACAAGGCUCUAAGUACCAGUCUUACGAUCCUAUUUGUUGUUCGGGAGAGAACUGUUCCACUUUGCACUAUGUUAAGAAUGACGAAGAUAUCGCUCCUACGAGGAGAUCUGUCUUAAUUGAUGCAGGGUGCGAAUGGGAAUGCUAUGCUAGUGACGUUACCAGAUGUUUCCCGAUCAACGGUGAAUGGACUAAGGAACAUUUGGAAAUCUAUAAGCUCGUCUUAAAGAUGCAACUGAGUGCCAGCGAAACGGCCAAGCCUGGCGCAUUGUGGGAAGAUUUACACUUACACGCUCACAAGGUUUUAAUCGAAGGUUUCUUGGAAUUGGGAAUUUUUAAGAGCGAAUACACAGUAGAAGAGUUAUUCAAGGCUAAAGUAUCUGCCAGAUUCUUCCCCCAUGGAUUGGGUCACUUGUUAGGAAUGGACACUCACGAUGUAGGUGGCUACCCUAAGUACGACGAUCCAGAUCCAUUGUUACAAUACUUAAGAAUGCGUAGAACAUUACAGGCAGGUAUGGUGAUCACCAACGAGCCUGGAUGUUACUUCAAUCCGUUUUUACUUGACGAAGUAUUGAAUGGAGAAUUGAUUAAAUAUAUCAAUAAGGACGUUUUAGAUAAGUAUUGGUACAUUGGAGGAGUUAGAAUUGAAGAUGAUCUUUUGAUUACUGAAGAUGGGUAUGAAAAUCUUACGGGAAUCACCUCAGAUCCAGAGGAAAUUUCAAAGAUUAUUAAGAAGGGUUUAGAAAGAGCAGCAGCCGACGGGUUUCAUAAUGUGGUAUAG